UUCUGAUUGCGGAUGACGUCCCCAAAGGUGGAGUCAACUUCCCAAAUUUGCUGAAAGAGAAAUCUGAUAAGGAAAAAUUGGGUAUAUUAUCAUGCAAUGAUAAUGUCUCUAUGGAUGAUGCUGUUUGGAUUAAUCUAACAUCAGGUAGUACGGGGAAACCAAAAUACUGCCCUUUGUCCCAUAGAUGCUUUAUACACAUGGCAAAGGCUUCCCAAAUGAGAAUUGGCCUUCCAAAAGGUAGUAUUAUGUUCAACGAUCGUCCAAUGUCAUGGAUGGGAGGCGUGGGAUCAUUUGCUAUUGCCCUCGCUGCUGAAACAACAAUAGUCACAAUUGAUGCAAAACAAACCGUACAGAAUUCGGGCCCUGAGACGUUCCUUCAGAUUAUUCAAGAGGAGAAAGUUACCUACACCGUUCUCAUGCCGUAUUUGAUGUAUGACAUCAUGAACAUGGAGACUGCAAAAAGAGCGAGUUAUAAUAUGUCCAAGUUGAAGAGUGUAAUGACGGGAGGUCAACGAAUUGAUCCUAAUCUCAUUGAGAAUAUCAAAAAGAUGCUUGGUGUUGGAAUAGUGAUUGGAUACGGUCUAACAGAGGGUGGCUUCAUCUCUUCCAUCUUCCCAAUAGCUGACUUCACAAAGCAACACCUCACUGUUGGCUAUGGGUCUCCAAAUGUAGAGAUUAGCAUUAGAGAUAAAGAUAACAAGAUCCUCCCUAUUAACACUCAGGGUGAAAUAUGCACCAGGGGGCC
Messenger RNA from Owenia fusiformis, 745 nucleotides. NCBI's taxonomy places the organism in Eukaryota, Metazoa, Annelida, Polychaeta, Sabellida, Oweniidae. The record is from the annotation of a GenBank genome assembly.